This is a messenger RNA of Halichondria panicea, 832 nucleotides long. RefSeq names its product sodium/potassium-transporting ATPase subunit beta-1-interacting protein 3-like. Gene Ontology annotation, biological process: regulation of sodium ion transport. The coding region runs from base 82 to 750 and encodes 222 amino acids. The record is from RefSeq and is a predicted model, not a curated record. The transcript has 7 exons. NCBI's taxonomy places the organism in Eukaryota, Metazoa, Porifera, Demospongiae, Suberitida, Halichondriidae.
UUUUGCGCAUGCUCAGUAGAUUCUAAUUGAGCUUAAAAAGCAGAUACAUGUGUACCCUAAUUCAGAGCUACUGAGUGAAAGAUGGCUAAGUCUAAGUAUUUGUAUUAUGGUUGGAAAAGAAAACUAGCUAUUCUCUUCUACUUGCUGUUAUUGCUAACCUUGCUGGUGAGUAUUGAGCGACUAGUGUUUGACGUGUUUGGACAGAUGUGGGGGACAAUGCUGGUCAAUGGCAUGAACCUCAUCUGCACUAUAACUGGACUAUUGGGAACCUGUAUCAAGGAAAAAAUUGCAAUGGCAGUGUACAUUGUCUGGAAUAUCAUUUCAAUUGGACUAAACAUUGUCAUAGUGCUUAUCUAUCAGGACAUUGGACUGUUAGCACAGAAUGAGGACAUUCUUGGUUUGAAACUGGGAAAUGACAACUGGUGGAGGACUAAUGGACCUGGUUGCAGUGUUAACACUACAAUGCCUGCUAACGACACAUUGGUAGCUAGUGAAGAGUCAAGGAUCUGUGUUCUCACAUAUGUGACAAUUGAGACCAUUCAUGCUGCAGUGUACAUGUUUCUUGCUGUGGUUGCAAUACUAUUCCUUCUGCCACUACUUUGUUCCAGGGAGGAGACACAUGAUCAACAGCAGACAGUGAAUAAUGAUGACGAGGAAGACUUCAGCUAUGUGAACGUUGAUCAGUGGUACGACAACCCCAAUCGCCAAUCGCAGUGCCCCCAUGGAACAAACAUAACAACAGUUUCAUAAUUAUUUUGUCUGAACUGAGCACUGUAAUUUGUCUGUGUACUAAAAUCUAUCAUUCUACAUUAUAUAAAAUCAGAGCGUAUUA